Drosophila teissieri is the source of this 1781-nucleotide messenger RNA. RefSeq lists its product as uncharacterized. The coding region runs from base 15 to 1781 and encodes 588 amino acids. The transcript is spliced from 3 exons. Gene Ontology annotation, cellular component: membrane. Gene Ontology annotation, molecular function: N-acetylgalactosaminide beta-1,3-galactosyltransferase activity. Lineage: Eukaryota; Metazoa; Arthropoda; Insecta; Diptera; Drosophilidae. The record is from RefSeq and is a predicted model, not a curated record.
CAUAAUAGAAAAAUAUGAAGCUACGUGACUUAUUGCGGCUUGUGGUGCUGUCGUUUGUUUUCUGGCUAAUCGUACUGGAGGUGAUCAUAUUCUGCAACAGUCCUACGUUCACCAAUCUCCUCGAGUUGCUCCAACCGCCGUACAGGGAGACGGUAAACUCCUAUGAGGUUGGGCUGCGCAGUGAGCACUGGGACGAUGAUCGCAUUGCGCGAAUUCUUCAGGCGAAGGUCCGCGUCCAUUGCCUAGUGUAUAUGGACCGAUCGGACUACAAGUUCGGUGCCCAGAAGGCAAGGCAUAUCGAGAAAACCUGGGCUCGUCGCUGCCCUCGACUGACGAUUGUGAACCAAAGAAAUACGACGCUGCUGCGGGCAUAUCGCCAGAUCUACGUGGAAUGCCACAAUGAGCUCGACUGGCUGCUGGUGGUGUACUUGGACUCGUAUGUCGUCAUGGAGAAUCUGCGCCACCUGCUGGCGCAGUACUCGCCCUCUGAGGAGAUCUACUUCAGUGCGCCACAUGCCGCCUAUGUGUACGCCCAUGUGGGUCAGGUGUCCACCACGGACUACAUCUUCAGUAGCGAGGCACUGGAGCAGCUGGCCACGAGGAGCUGCCUGCGGAACGAGAUCUUCUUCAGGGAGUGCUUGACGCGGAUGCGGAAGGGUCCCAGCCAUUGGCUCCUGCCCUUUGAGGUUCGGGCUGAGCUGAUCCCCUACAGCCUGCGCGACAACUUCUGGCUGUGGCCCUGCUCCUUUCGAUUUGUUUACCAUAAUCAGAGCUGGGAGAGCUGCUUUGGAGGAGCAGUCCUCUUUCCGUACUGCCGCGCCAUGCAAAUGUAUGUGCUGGAGUUUUUGCUCUACCACCUGCGUCCUUAUGGCCACGUGAAUCCCCUGCCGGAACUGGGCUCUCCGGAUCCUCUGAUGAGCAUAGCAUCUAGACCGCAGGACGAUGAGCUGGCCAAGUUGAUGUACAGGUCGGUGAGGAUUAUCUGCUUGGUUUUAACCUGGCCCAUGAAGUACAUGAGUGGUGCGCGGGCAGUGAGUGAAACUUGGGGUCGUCACUGCAACCGAGUGGUAUAUUAUGGCAGCUCCACCGUAACUACUGUUUCCGGUUUGCAAAUUGUGGGUCUGAAUGCCACCGAUACGCGCAGCAAGUUGUGGGGCAAAACAAAGGCUGCGUUUCGCCAUGCGUACAGAAACUAUGGCCACGAGGCGGAUUGGUUCUACAAGGCGGAUGACGAUACCUACGCCAUCAUGGAGAACAUGCGCAAACUGCUGAAACCCUACUCGCCCGACAAACCCAUUUACUUCGGCUCCCCCUUCAAGCUGGGAUCCACGCUCUACAUGUCCGGAGGAGCUGGCUAUGUUCUGAGCAAGAAAGCCGUGGAGCUACUGAAUCUGGGCGCCGCCGAGAACUGCCUGCCAGGUGAUGAGGGCACCGAGGACUAUGUGAUGGGCCAGUGCCUGCGGCAAUUGGAUGUCCAGGCGGGGGAUUCCAGGGAUCUGCUCGGACGCCAGCGGUUCUUCUCGCUGUCGCUGGAGCACUUCCUCAUACCGAAUCGCGAUGAGGAGGGCUUCUGGCUGCAGGACUACCUCUACCAAACGUCGGGAACGGGAAUGGAGUGCUGUUCCACCUAUUCGAUUUCCAUACACAACGUCUCUCCCUACGAAAUGCACUUUCUGGACACGAUUCUGUAUAAAAGACGACCAUAUGGACUUCUGGCGGGUCAUCCUCCUCGAAGAAAAUUCAAGAAAAAUGGUCUGAGGAAACAGCAGUAUAAUUUAUGA